Geodia barretti is the source of this 540-nucleotide messenger RNA. Lineage: Eukaryota; Metazoa; Porifera; Demospongiae; Tetractinellida; Geodiidae. The record is from the annotation of a GenBank genome assembly.
UUGCCAACCCAGGAAAAAAUCGAUCGCGUAGCCGAGUUGAAGGACAAGUUGGAACGCAGUUCCAUCAUCAUCUCCACCGGCUACUCCGGGAUGAAUGCCAAUCAGAUGGUGGACCUGCGACGCAGGAUGCUGGACGGCGGCGUUGAAUUCGUUGUCGUCAAGAACAACCUGUUGAGCCGGGCCGCGGACGCCGCGGACAUCCCCCAACUCAAGGAUGUUAUAUCGGGUCAGACCGCCAUCGCGUUGGGUUACGACGAUGCCGCCGUCACGGCGAAGGCGGUCAACCAGGCUGCCCAGGCCAGCGCCGGCGUUCUCGCGGUCCAUGGCGCGGUGAUCGGGCAAGAUGCCGCCAUGCAACCCGAGGAGGUCUCGCGGUUGGCCGAUUUGCCUCCCCGCCCCAUCCUCGUGGCCCUAUUGUUGGGCACCAUGCAAUCGCCGCUCUACGGUUUGGCAACCGUCCUCACCGGCACAAUUCGCAGUCUGGCCUACGUGCUGCAGGCCCGGAUGGACCAGUUGCAGCCGGCUGACGCGGCGGAAUAG